This is a messenger RNA of Quercus robur (English oak), 1313 nucleotides long. RefSeq names its product wall-associated receptor kinase-like 22. Gene Ontology annotation, cellular component: plasma membrane. The transcript is spliced from 3 exons. The record is from RefSeq and is a predicted model, not a curated record. The coding region runs from base 145 to 1203 and encodes 352 amino acids. NCBI's taxonomy places the organism in Eukaryota, Viridiplantae, Streptophyta, Magnoliopsida, Fagales, Fagaceae. Gene Ontology annotation, molecular function: ATP binding; protein serine/threonine kinase activity. Gene Ontology annotation, biological process: cell surface receptor signaling pathway; protein phosphorylation.
AACAUUUCUCUACUGUCCACAAUUGCUUAAAUAAUCCCACCAUAGUUUUUCUCUUCAAUCGACUGUUUCUCUCUGUGUCUCUCUCUUCAACUCAUCGACCUUGACAACGUGAUCCAUCCGCAUCCUCAAGAGAAGAGUAUCAGGAUGGAGAAAGCAAGGCAUGUAUUUAAGGCCAAAGAAGAAUACUUCAUCCAGAACGGAGCAAUGUUACUAGAGAAGCAAAUCACUUGCAACCAAGGUAGAGAUACAGAGCCAAUCAAGAUUUUCUCUGCCAAGGAAAUCCAACAAGCUACUAAUAACUAUGAUCCUAAUCUAAUCCUCGGCUCUGAUAUCGCAACAAUCUACAAAGGAAUACUAGAUGAGAGGGAAGUAGCUAUUAAAGUGAAAGGCCCUCGAACAUUUUGUUCCACUGAGACGAUGGUAGAUUUCUUCUUACAACAAGUCACAAUAAAACAAUUGAUCAGCCACAAGAAUGUUGUGAGGCACUAUGGUUGUUGCCUAGAAACUGAAAUUCCCAUGUUGGUUCUAGAGUUCAUCCCCAAUGGCACUCUCUUUGAUCAGCUCCAUGGUCAACGCAACAAGAUUAAUUGCCGGAUCUCUUGGCUUGACCGUGUAAGAAUAGCCACUGAGACAUCCUAUGCUCUUUGUUACAUGCACUAUGGUAGGUUAAGGCCAAUAGUUCAUUUGGAUGUCAAAUCAACAAAUAUAUUUUUGGAUGAGUUCUUGACUGCUAAACUAUCAAAUUUUGGUUUUGCGGUUUCAAUUGCACCUGGAGAAGACUUUUUUCAAGGUAGUUCAGUUCGGGGAACUUACGGAUAUGUAGACCCUGAAUAUCAGGCGACAUUGCAGGUCACGGAUAAGUGUGAUGUUUAUAGCUUUGGGGUUGUACUGGUGGAAGUCUUAACAGGUCACUAUCCCACAGAAAUGUUCUUAAGGCAUAACAAUUUGGUAGAUUACUUUGUUUUGUCAAUGGAAGAGAACCGCAUAUUCCAAAUUGUUGCUGAUGUGGUGCUAGGCCAAGGAAGCAAUGAAGAUAUUCAAGCAUUUGUAGAGCUUGCAUUGAGAUGCGUCAAGAAUAAGGGAGAUGAAAGACCAAACAUGAGAGAAGUUACGAUAGAGCUUAGGCGGAUACUACAACUUGUGAUGUCAAAAGACUCAAAACUAAGUAACGAAACUGGUUCAGCUCUAACACGAUUAGCAUAAGUCUAUGUAAAAUUAACUUAGUUUUCAUUGUUGGCAUUAGAAGCCCAAUGUGUAUGGGAUUUUCAAGUCUUUUUACUGUCUACUAAGCUUGUAAAGUUAACUUUAUCAUA